Messenger RNA from Cladophialophora psammophila CBS 110553, 690 nucleotides. Its product is annotated as peroxidase. Gene Ontology annotation, biological process: cell redox homeostasis; cellular response to oxidative stress; cellular oxidant detoxification. The transcript is spliced from 2 exons. Gene Ontology annotation, cellular component: mitochondrion; cytosol. Lineage: Eukaryota; Fungi; Ascomycota; Eurotiomycetes; Chaetothyriales; Herpotrichiellaceae. Bases 1 to 690 code for a protein of 229 amino acids. The record is from RefSeq and is a predicted model, not a curated record. Gene Ontology annotation, molecular function: peroxiredoxin activity.
AUGGGAUCCGCAGAUCGUUCUGAACCCCUCCGCCUAGGCUCACUUGCCCCCAAUUUCCAAGCCCAAACCACCAAGGGCCCCAUUGACUUCCACGAGUUCAUCGGCGACAACUGGGUCAUUCUCUUCUCGCACCCGGAAGAUUUUACCCCGGUCUGUACGACUGAGUUGGGAGCUUUUGCAAAGUUGGAGCCGGAGUUUACAAGAAGAGGUGUCAAGUUGAUUGGGCUUUCGGCCAACACGAUUGACAGUCACGGAGAAUGGAUCAAGGAUAUCAACGAGAUUAGUGGUAGCAAUCUGAAUUUCCCCAUCAUCGGGGACAAGAGCAGACAGAUCGCGCUCUUGUAUGAUAUGAUCGACCAUCAGGAUGCUACAAACGUGGACGAGAAGGGCAUUGCCUUCACCAUCCGAUCCGUCUUCAUCAUUGACCCGAAGAAGGUCAUCCGGACCAUUCUCUCGUACCCUGCCUCAACCGGUCGCAACACCGCCGAAGUACUCCGAAUCGUUGACUCGCUGCAGACUGGCGACAAGUUCAAGGUCACAACCCCGAUCAACUGGGUGCCCGGCGACGACGUGAUUGUCCAUCCUAGCGUUAAGACCGAGCAGGCGAAGGAAAUCUUCCCAGAGAUGAAAAUUAUCAAGCCAUACCUUCGGACCACACCGCUGCCCAAGGAGAAGACCAGCGCAGCCUAG